Stereum hirsutum FP-91666 SS1 is the source of this 1736-nucleotide messenger RNA. Its product is annotated as RNA polymerase II accessory factor. Gene Ontology annotation, cellular component: Cdc73/Paf1 complex. The transcript is spliced from 8 exons. The record is from RefSeq and is a predicted model, not a curated record. Gene Ontology annotation, biological process: transcription elongation by RNA polymerase II; positive regulation of transcription elongation by RNA polymerase II. NCBI's taxonomy places the organism in Eukaryota, Fungi, Basidiomycota, Agaricomycetes, Russulales, Stereaceae. Gene Ontology annotation, molecular function: RNA polymerase II complex binding. The coding region runs from base 6 to 1325 and encodes 439 amino acids.
CGACGAUGAGCUCAAAAGACCCCCUUCUUGCGCUUCGGAAUACCAUAAAAACACGGUACAAACCCGCCCCCGUCGACGCCCAAAACACACCAUCCCCCACCCUCGCAGCAGCCACACACAUCCGCCUCUCCGACACGCUCUCCCUCCCCAAGUCCACCCCGACGCGUCUACGUCGACCGGGAAGCACAGACACCGAUCCAGAAUCAAGUCCUUCCAGCUUUGUGUCUUUGGAGGCUGUCUACUUGGCAUGGACUCUGCGGGAUGCGGGAAGCGCGGAGUAUAUGAAGCAGGCGAGGGACAGUGGGUUGGCGGUCGGAUUCAUCAGUGUGACGGAGAGGAAGGGUGUGGUUGAGUGGUUGGAGGGAAAGUCGAGUGAUUUGGAGAGUAUUGUACCUUUGGGUGGCGGAACGUCUACACCGCCGGGCUCGCCACCACAAACGGCAUACUAUCGUACACUGCCGAACUAUAGCGCGCCUUCAUCAUCAAGUAACCAGGUGCUAGCCUCGGACUCUUCAAAUGUCAUCUCGUCGUCUCCAACCAAGAGGAAAUACAUCCCCGACUCGCAGGAUCUAGACAUAGUCAAGAAGAUUAGGCAGAAUGAGGUAGAGCUGAGGGAUCGAACGACUGUCCUAAGGGGUAUCAAAGCGAAUAACUUUGCAUCCAUCCGCAAUGUCUACUCCGCCAAACUGAAGAGCCUCAAGGAGUCUCAAAAACCGGGCAAGGCACCCGCACCCGCCCCCACCACCUCACCAGACCCGAAGUUACUUGCACGAAAAGCCAAGACAUACUACCCAAUCAUUAUGAUAUCGUCUUCACCAACCGCACUCAUCACUAUGCACAACGUCAAGCGCUUCCUCGAAGAAUCUAUCUUCGAACCCUCCACCGCCGCCCGAGCCCGCGCCACCUCCGAAGGCAACCCCCGCCCCGAAGACCUCAUCCCCAUCUACCGCAAGCGCACCACGAUCGACACCUCCGGGCGCGAAACGACCACCUCCCAAACGUACUACGUCAUCGAUUCCGCGGAGGUGUUGGGCAAGUUCGGAGCGGACGCGUGGGAUAGAGUCGUUUGUGUGAUGACGACGGGGCAGGCGUGGCAGUUCAGGCCGUAUAAGUGGAAGGAACCGUUGAGUCUGUUUCAUCAUGUUAAGGGUGUGUAUGUAUCGUGGUCGAACGACCCGCCGAACCCGAAGAUCAAGGAUUGGAACGUCACAGAGCUCAAGAUCGACCCGCACAGGAGACACGUCGACAAAUCGACGGUAGCCCAUUUCUGGAAGAUGCUCGAUACGUGGACGAUGCACAAUAAGCCGUCGUUGAUGAAAUCGUAGGUGUCCGCGGGGGUACUGUCAAUGGAAUGGAGGGAGUAUGUGGGGCGGGUAGGGAUGACAGAGGGCGAGCUUUAGCGAUGACAGAGGACGAACUUUAGCGAUGACAGGGGACGAGCUUGUGGCUGGGUGGUCGCGGUUCGUCUUUCUCAUGGUUCGGUGUUUCUAGUGUUGUUAUACAUAUGCGACCAUGCUGCUGUGAUGAUUGGCGCUCUGGUCAUUAUGGGUGUGUGGAGUAGGCGGAUGACAGGGGUCGAAAUAUCGUGGAGACAUCGAUGGGAUGAAAGAGAGAUGAACUGUUCAUUCCGAUGCUGAUUCUGUCGUCGUGCUCGAUGGGUAUUUGGUAUGUUUCCUUUGCUAUCCUUCCUGCUUGUUGCUUUCGAUGUAGUUUGAAGUCAUGAUACGGUAACUCCG